AACGAGAAGCUUCAGAACAUGGAAUGUCUUGGACAGUGAAACGACUCAAAACCGGGACCACUUGAAUCCAGAACUAAUGUGAGUAGGACACACUUGAGGAUGAGAUUCUCAAACUAUAAGAAAACUCAUCAGUUAUUUUAACAACCUUUGCUAGGUUAAUGCUAACUAGCGUAAUGGAAAGCAUUCACGUUUGGUAGCAAUAGUGACUAGUCAAAAGAAUACGGACAUCCUUGACACUGCGAGAGUUGGCAUAAUUUUCUCCCAAGUGCUUGCAAGGCUCUCGAUCAAUACUUUGUUUUGAACCUGUUUUCCUCCUUAAGAUUCAACUCUUCUGCUUUUUUUCCAAUUGACGUCUGCAAGCUUGUAGAAGUGGAGCAUUUUGAUGAAGUGCAGAGAGAGCUGUCAAGGCUGCCAGUGUGUGUUCUUGCCUCCAACCUCGCUCGAUUUGCGAGCGUGCGUGGGAGGCUGCUACGCUUAUCUGCUUGUCAUCUUGUCCCGGCAAUUUUCUGAUUUCAAGUGAGUCCAGUGACGCCUUGAGAUACAGGUUCAACUCUUGACUCAAAACACAAGUAUUGCAAAUUUACUUAAUGGAAGGGAUUGAAUGCUUUUUGAGUUUUCUGAAGCGCCCCGUGACGCCACUUUCUUUUCAUUUUAUUUGCGCUUUUAUCCAUUAUUUACCAAUGCCCAAGAAUUGCUUAGGUGAUGCCAUCCAAAAACUGAAACUGUGUUGUGAGGGGAGGAGCUUCAUUCAUACAGUUCGUAGCGCUGUCUAAUAGAAUAAGAGUGCUUUGUUGCCCUCUUGAGGCAUUGAUAGACAAUUAUCAACCCUUUAUUGUUGUUUAUAACUUCAAAAUAAUCUGCGAAAAAUGUGUGACUAUGAAUAUGCAGGAUUUGCACGUGCUUGUAAUGUGCGCUUUGCUGUGUCAUGCUCGCCUCACUCAGCACGUGUGCCAUGUCGUGUGGCGUGUCAGCGCAAGCUAAGUCACCUUAAGGAGCUAACAUCAGUUCGCCUUCUUAUUCUUCAAUCCUCAUGCAGUGGCCUCCUCACAUCAUAUGUUAUAUGUAGACUUUUAUGCUGUUGGACCCUGAUCCAUAGGAGAAUCCUUUAAGUGGCUGUUUUUAGUGCACUCAGAUGGAAAGCUGUGACUUUACACUCGCACGCAUCAAUCGUAUGCAAUGACCUCACUUUGUGGCCAUCAAGGUCGAGCGGUGGGGUCCACGGGGCCGAGCCGAUGCUUCACAAAGCGGCCGGCCGGCCGGCAUCGGCAGGCGUGACAUCAUCCCUCCGUGUCUCUUUUUAAGCCUUCCAACCGGGCACGUGAGUCACGGGGCAACUUGACCUGUCGUGCCUAACAAGAUCUCCCUCAUUAAGAGCUAAUCCUCGCAGGAGAGUGGCGUGCUGAACGAAAAGAAGAGGAAGGCUCGCCUCUUGCAAGAGAGAAAACACUAGGGAGGAAGCAAGAGAAUCGUUGAAAAGAAAUCCCGCUCCAAGCCUUUCUGCCAACGUGGACCGCUGACCUUCAACCACCGGUCUCCAGCUGACUUAUGAUACUGUCCGAGAGCAUGCGCUGAUUCCCGAAUGUGACUCAUCACAUCCGCACGGCAUGACUGAAGGAGAGAAGCGCCACAGCACAGCCCUCUGUUAGCACUUGUAAAUAAAUGAUGGAGUCCGUGGCAAGAGUGAAGAAAUCUCUGCGGGCGCCCAUCAGGAGGCUCAGCGGCUGCAUGAGUGCUGUGAGCAGCCGGAAAUUGUGCACCAAAAGCAGGAAGCGCAGAGAUCGAGGAGGAAGAGGCUGCGGCCGGUCGGGAAAGGCCCCUCCUCGGCCAGCCGCCGAUGCCAAAUAUCCGUGGGUGGCCCGUGCCUACCAGGCUGACUUGGACAAAGAGAGAAAGCUGCGUGAGGCCACAAACGCUCACAAGAAUGCCCAGAGAGCAUCCAUGAGAGCUCACUUCCGGAGAAAAUAUCAACUGUCAGAGGACUCCAAGGACGCUGGCCACCUGAAACGCGUUGGCGGCAAAGUGUCACUCCCCCGCGAGCUAUCCAAGCUGGUGCGUCCCGACAGCAAGACCAAGGAUGACAGCUUCAACCUGCUCGGCGCCUUCCAAGGCCUCCGCUUGGGCCCGCUGAUGGGGGGCAAACCCGCCACCGCCGCCCCACAGAGGAGAAGGUCUUGUCAAGUCAUGUGAUGGACGCACAAACUCUUGAGUGCAGUUGCACUCUCAUCGCAAGCACUGUUCUAUUGUUCAAUAAUACGGUGGUGUCUUUAUAGGGCAAGGGAUUGUAUUUGCUAUUUGAGUCAAAUGGACGCUACGCAUCUCCCUCAAAGGCACUAGAACUUUGUGAUAUCCCAGACAAUCAGUCAAAACAGGUAAUCCCAUUUGUUUAUUGUAUCUUGUACGUUAUUCGUUUUAAACUGAUUUGAGAAUAAACUAUGUCAUCAAUUUGCUUGAUUUGUAAACGAUCCAAUUGUAUUUAAUAUACUAGAAUAAAAUGACAUGAUUCAGCA
This is a messenger RNA of Syngnathus acus (greater pipefish), 2507 nucleotides long. Its product is annotated as complexin-3-like. Gene Ontology annotation, biological process: synaptic vesicle exocytosis; regulation of neurotransmitter secretion; neurotransmitter transport. Gene Ontology annotation, cellular component: SNARE complex; terminal bouton. The record is from RefSeq and is a predicted model, not a curated record. Gene Ontology annotation, molecular function: syntaxin binding. The transcript is spliced from 5 exons. The coding region runs from base 1660 to 2187 and encodes 175 amino acids. NCBI's taxonomy places the organism in Eukaryota, Metazoa, Chordata, Actinopteri, Syngnathiformes, Syngnathidae.